Stereum hirsutum FP-91666 SS1 is the source of this 6594-nucleotide messenger RNA. RefSeq lists its product as uncharacterized. NCBI's taxonomy places the organism in Eukaryota, Fungi, Basidiomycota, Agaricomycetes, Russulales, Stereaceae. Gene Ontology annotation, biological process: reticulophagy; autophagy of mitochondrion; piecemeal microautophagy of the nucleus. Bases 51 to 6476 code for a protein of 2141 amino acids. The transcript is spliced from 16 exons. Gene Ontology annotation, cellular component: extrinsic component of membrane; phagophore assembly site. Gene Ontology annotation, molecular function: phosphatidylinositol-3-phosphate binding. The record is from RefSeq and is a predicted model, not a curated record.
GCUGCAUUUGCACACUGCUUGUGCAACACCACCCUACAGCCAGGCCUAUCAUGUCUUGGUGGGCACCUUCGUGGCUCUCCCUACCCUCAGUUGACUUCUCGCUUCCUUCGGGAAUUCAAGGCAGAUUCAUCUCUUUCAUCCUCAAGCGCACAUUAGGUCACUUCCUUAAGCCUGGCCAGCUUGACGUCCAACAAAUAGACUCUCAGAUCGGGUCUGGCUACGUGCAAGUUCGAGAUUUGGAACUUGACUAUGAUGCUAUCAAUGCGUUGCUUGCAGGGCUCCCCGUCCAGCUGCACGAUGGUUCCAUCUCGUCCGUGACGGCGCGAAUACCGUGGCCAAAUCCACUCACUGCGAGCAUAGGCCUCUCCGUACAGUCACCCCAUCUCACCUUCUAUCUUGAUCCUGCAGCCUCCACCAAAGCUGCACCUCAACCACCCGAUCUUGCAGACUCGGUUUUCAGUGUGGCCGAGUCUUUCAUACACGAUGAACUCACACCAGGAGAAGAGGCUACCCUGCGUGAAUCUAUCCAUCCUGACCAACCCUUUCCUCCUGACGUGCGUGCAAACAUCCCUGGUGGCCUCGAUCCAUUUAUCAAUCUGGAUGAGGUGGUGCCACCCGAUGUCGAUCCUGCCGGCGUCUCUGUAUUUGCGACAUUGAUUGAGCGACUUCUAUCUCGGUUUGAGUUUGACAUCGCUGAUAUUGCUAUAACGCUCGUGCAUCCAGGGAAUGCUAGCUUUACCUUGAAGAUAGCGAACGUUAAGUACGGCAAAGCGGAUGAUGCCCCUGCAUCUGAAGGGGAGACGAGAGUAAUGACCAUAGGGGGGCUCGAAGUGUCAUUCCAAGACCUAACACCUCUACGAAGACGAGACUCGAUUCCCUUCAACAACCCACCUGCCAAGUCUUCUAACACUCACGAUUCGUACUCGACGUCGCAUCCCAGUCCACCGUCGCCUUCCCCACCUGCUUCACCAGAAGCUCAGUCAGAUUCCGAUAUGGAUGAGGAUACGAACCUUUUGAUGUCUCAGUCUCUUGCGUCGCUCCCUAUGGCGUCUUCAUCUGCGCGUCCAGUCUCCCCCACGAGCACUGUGGCCAGCAGCAUGUUCCAGAGUGCAAUCUCUACAGUCCCCGAGGAGAGUAACGCGAUUUCCGAUAGUGGACAUAUGUCCCCACAACCUGAGAAACGCCUUGAAUACGAUCAGCACUCUUCGCAUAUCUCAUCGCCACUUUCUGCAGCUCUCGCAGGUCAUGCAGCUCUACAGGAGGAGACAUUAUUCUCAUUCGCUCUCGAACCUAUCACCAUCCAGCUUACCACAUCGCUUGGCUCACGCACCACCUCGAGCGUAGAGUCCACUUCCAAAGGAUCAGGGCAAGUCAGCAUAUCCGCCAAUUUCGGCGUGCUUGCCUGUGCAUUACGAGCACGGCAUCUACGCAGCGCUUUAGUCGUUAUGAAUUCUCUACCAUCGUCUCCUUCUCCACGCCAUUCACAGCCUUCUCAUGCGAAGAAGGUCGAAUCGUCCCAUCCGGUACCGUCUUCCAUGACCUCUCUGCUAGACCAAGUGGAAGCCAGCUUGCAUAUCCGCGGGAUUGUAUUCCUUUUACUUCCUUCCGAUUCAUCACAACCACCGCCCACACCGUCUGGAGCGGGACCGGAUAUCACUGUGGACCCAUCCUCCCUCGCGACGUUUUUCGCGCGACCCCUGGUACCACCUAAACUACCAUGCGCGUUCCUACGACUCUUCGUUGACGGUGUACAUGGUUCCUCAUCCUUCGUCACAUCGAGAAAUUCCCCAUCAGGUGUAGGCAAUGAAAAGUCUUCAAGAAACAAACACUCAUCGCCGACUACAGCUGCCUUCGUCGUGACUGGAUCUCUGAGCGUACACGACAUAUCGCUCUGCGUCUUUCAGCUAAACUCCUCCACGACAUCACCAUCAGACUCCGUCGAACACAUCGUUACUCCAAUCUUCAUCACAGAUCCACAUCUUCCUUCGCAGUACAUUGCUCAGCACGUCGCCCCGCCUCGACUGGCAACACACAGUGGCCAACAAUCUAUACCUCCGCAACCCCCCCAGCUACCGUUAUUUGAUCUUUUGGACUGGACAUCGCCGUCCAAUCAAAUCACCCAACCGAAGUUGUCCCGGUGGCGGGUCCGCGCGCCACAUAUUCACCCGUCACAGACCGCAACAGCAUCCCCUCGUUCUCCUCAUGUUCCGCUACCUUCGGUCGUACUAGAGAAUGAUGCCCCUCGGAACGCUGUCUCCAUGAGAUUCAAAUCGUCUCGCUCAACAGCUCCGCGAAAACAAACACCCGAGGAGCGUCACGACCCAGUAAUCGAAGUCGACUUCGCUCCUCUGCACAUCUUUGCUGAUCUGGCGCUACUCGACUGCAGCGCUAGUGGCAAACUUUCGAGCGAGGCCCUCCGGUUUUUGGACGAACUUUCCGACCUACCCGUUGCUCAUGUAAAUGUUUCACCGGUCCAGUCAAGUACGGAGCGCCACGACAGCGACAGCGACCUGACAUCUAUCGAGGAUGACGGAGACGGUGGGCUUACACCUCCUGCUUCACCUCGUAUGCAGCGGGCCAUGCGUUUGCAGGAGGCUGCGAAAGAACGUGAGGCAGAGAAGAGGAAACGGCUGGACCGAUAUUGGAUUGAGGAUUUGGGCUUGUCGAUGGACUAUCGUGCGACCGAGCCGAAACCUAAGCACCAAGAAUCGUCUAAGAGGCGAAGACUCAAACGAAAGGAGCCUCCCCAGAAGCCAACAGAAAGCCGGACUAACCAAACAACGGUCAGAUUCCCCAUAAUCAGGAUGGAAGUUCGGUGCCCACCCCCAAUGGACUCUCCUCCUCGUUCGGGCGCUUUCGUCGUAGACGUUCAUGGAUUCAUGUUAUGCAAUGGGGAUUCGGCUACACAGGCUCGACCUUCUACACGCUUUUCCAGCACCGACGAUACACCAUCUUCACCUAUGUCGCAAGGUCCAGCCACUAGGUCCACGAAGCUGCUUUCGGUGGAGUGCCAACGAGUUUUGUUUGCCGCUUCGUUAGCCGGGGAAAGCAAAGCACAAUGCUUCUUGUCUCUAGGACCCAUUCUCGAUGACACCACAGCCUCAAGCGGCGAAGGCGAUCAUUGGUCCCCAUCAGUACAGACACCUACUCUGCCUCCCCGACCAAUUUGCUUGUCUAUCUCACGGCCUCCGACAUCCGCUGCAGAAUCACCCAACUCGAAGACAACUGGAGCGCUUGUCGUGGCAUUCGAACUACCUUCGCUUUAUGUCAGUCUGUCCAAACCUGUGUUGGAUGAUCUGCAGUUUUGGGCGGACGAUAUCGCGAAACUCAGCGGCCGAGCGUUCGGGGUGACUACAGAUGACGGCGACACAGAGACAGGAUCGAGCGCGGAUCCGAGUCUGAUUGGAAGCCGCUUUUUCGUCAAGACCAGCCGCAAGAGCUCGAAGGAUAGCAGCACCAUACUGGGCAGUGGCCACGCAGCCCAACGCCCCGACAGUGCCUCGAGCGAAACUGUGAUCAAAGCGUCCAUCUCUGAAGUGUUCAUCAGACUUCUGUUGCCGCGGGAAGAGAAUGGAUCGUCUCCUACCGAGCCUUUUGAUCUGCUCUCUUCGGACAUCGAUGCCCUCGUCGAGCUGAAGCCGGAGGGGAAAGACGAGACCGUUAUCACUCUCUCAGUAACGGACAUGGCUGUUAUUGAUAGAGCGAGCUCUUUCUUUGUGCCAUAUCUGCUGGCCGCCACCCCUCGUAGCAUGUCGUCGCUCUCUAGACCAUUGAUUAAACUUCGCUUCAACUCGCUUACCGUGCCAGAAUCUACGGCAAAGGAAUCUAGGAUUAGAGUCACCCUAAGCGACUUCACCUAUAACUUCACUUCAGACCUUCGGUGGAUCACAGACAUAGAACGGUUUGUCAAAUCUCCACCAGGUGCAUUCGAAGAAGUUGUUCCCAGCGAGAGAACUCGGGUGUCUAUUAAGGUGGCCGAUGGGUCUGUUAGACUCUUUGCUCCGACGCACCCUGGGGCCCUCGUUGUUCAUAUCGAGGAUGCAGAGUUCAAUACAGACAUCGUCGGCGACUCUCCUGAACUUCAGCUGAGCUUGCAAGUACCAGCUCUCCAAGCACUAUUGACUGACGACGCCCAGGCUGCAUCUGAGCAAUCUGGCGCUUCUGCCCAGAAGCUCGUGGGAGGCAAGGGGAGCACGUAUUGGAAGAGAGCCGGACAUGCACUAUUGGCAGAACUCUCUGACCUGAAUCUGUUGAUCAGGAAGUUGAAUGGUCCGCCACCGAGCUCUGAGGUCACCAUCGAUGGUGUCACCCUCCGCAUGCAUUUGUGCGCGGAUACUGGAAGUGCACUAGGAGCAUUUGCUGGUGACCUUGGCUCAGCAUUCAGCCCAGUGGUGGACGACUCAGAACGGCCAACACCACCUUCGAGAGCACCUACUACGGUGUCUUCAAGACCUGAUACGCAAACGGCUCUUUUGUCUUCUCUAGACGAACAAGCAUUUUACAGGCUACCUGAGGUCGGCGCAGCCCCUGACAUGAUCAUGGAUGACCUUCCCUCCAAUCCGGAAUACCUCGACUCCUCGUUCGGCGCAGCUGCUGGCCUUCGCGAAUUCGAUGACGAGGAUCUGGAGGACUUUGACGAAGGAGAGAUCUUGUCGAGUUCUGCGGCUCCUGGCGACCCAGGCAUCAUUUCCAACGUCGGAGGCGAGACAAUCAGGAUGCUUCGACCCGAAGGCAUUCCGAUGGUCGAGAACUAUUUCGAGAGUCUCCCUGCCAUUUCUGAGGAGAGCCCUCAGUUGGGCGAGACUGACUCCCGAGUACGGGUCCGUCGCGGAGACAUAACUUUGUUCCUAUAUGACGGUUACGAUUGGGCAUCGACUCGGAAAACGAUAGAGCAAGAGAUCAAGGAAAUGAAGCGACGACUCGCGAAGAUUCGACAGCUCGUCUCGAGCGGACAAACUUACGAUCCCGAGGUGGAUGAGACCAGCACUCUGCUCUUCAAUUCAGUAUACGUUGGAUUGGAGCAAGAUUUGGAGAAUAUGGAGCCCGAUGCUCUCGUUGCCGCCAUCGACGAGCAGCUCAAGGACGAUGAUGACGCCGUCAGCCAGAGUUCAUGGCAGUCACUGAGACCACAGGGCCCCGGGAAGAGUGCCCCACCUCCGACUCGAAGUUCUAGCGGUGGACAUCGACUAACCAGAGCGAGAGGGCCCAGCAUCGAGUUCCGGUUGAUGGGGCUUGAUGCUGAGGUGGACCAUUUUUUUCCUGAAGAAGACAUCGUGUCCAGAACCUUUGCCACAGUCAGGGAUAUCGAGAUCUUGGAUCAUGUCAAAACCUCUACCUGGAAGAAGUUCCUCACGGCGCUUCGAUCAGAUUCGCGCGGGAAUGUACGCGAAACAGGCUCGAACAUGGUUCGAGUUGAGCUUCGUAGCGUCAAGCCAGUACCAGGAAAUCUAUCUGAAGAGGCGAGACUAAGGGCCAAGAUUUUGCCGUUACGCCUCCAUGUUGAUCAAGAUGCCUUGGAUUUCUUGAAGAAGUUCUUCAGCUUCCAAGGCCCGACUCCUACACCUGCACCCCCUCCUAAACCCCCUGCCAACGAGAUUUACUUCCAACUAGCGGAAGUGUUCCCUGUGGGUCUGAAAUUAGACUACAAACCGCGACGGGUCGACUACCGCGCUCUUCGCGAUGGAAAGACGAUCGAACUCAUGAACUUCUUCCACUUUGACGGCGCGGAGAUGACAUUGCGACAUAUCACCCUGUCUGGGAUUACCGGAUGGCCGAGGUUCUUCGAUCUUUUGAAUGACCUAUGGACGCCAGAUGUUAAAGCGACUCAGCUUGCCGAUGUUAUCUCGGGAGUGGCACCCAUAAGGUCUGUGGUGAACGUCGGCUCAGGCGUAGCAGACCUGGUGCUGCUUCCCAUCGCACAGUACCGCAAGGACGGCCGCGUAUUCCGAGGUGUGCAGAAGGGAGCCAGAUCUUUUGUCAAGUCCACUGCGAUGGAGGCAGUAAAGUUGGGAGCACGGUUGGCGACAGGCACCCAGGUCAUCCUCGAGCAGACGGAGAAUGUCCUUGGGAGUGCCUUCGACGAACAGAUCACGGCGGAGACGGUCAUUGGUUCUCCUGACGAACCCGGAUUCGGACAAACAGGACAGAACUGGCCUGAAGAUAGGGAUACGGUGGAUCUAAUCAGCAAAUACGCAGAACAGCCUGGAGGUGUUACGGAGGGCGUCCAGUCUGCGUAUACCAGCCUCAGACGCAACCUCAACUCAGCAGCACAGACUAUCCUGGCAGUGCCUAUGGAGGUGUAUGAACGGUCGGGCAAUGGGGGUCCUGUCCGUGCCGUUAUACGAGCUGUACCGAUAGCGGUCCUCAAACCUAUGAUUGGUGCAAGCGAAGCUGUCAGUAAGACCCUUCUUGGUCUUCACAACUCGAUGGAUCCCGAGGUUCGACUGGAGAACGAAGCGAAGUACAAACAGCGCUGAGAGUUAGGGAGCCUCUGAUCGUCUUAUGGAAAUUUUCUCAUCUUUCGUGCCUCCUGUACAAUAGUCUUGAAACCUUCAGAUCGCUAGUGAUGAUGCCGAUGAAACCACGCCAUGUGUA